Messenger RNA from Mesocricetus auratus (golden hamster), 2304 nucleotides. It is a transcript of the gene Slc34a3, whose product is annotated as solute carrier family 34 member 3. The record is from RefSeq and is a predicted model, not a curated record. The transcript has 12 exons. Gene Ontology annotation, molecular function: sodium:phosphate symporter activity. Gene Ontology annotation, cellular component: apical plasma membrane; vesicle; brush border. NCBI's taxonomy places the organism in Eukaryota, Metazoa, Chordata, Mammalia, Rodentia, Cricetidae. The coding region runs from base 344 to 2140 and encodes 598 amino acids. Gene Ontology annotation, biological process: intracellular phosphate ion homeostasis; sodium-dependent phosphate transport.
UUCCAGCCAGCGCCCCAGAACCCUGUGCCCUCAGUGAGCUGUCAAACCUUCUUCCAGCCAAGACCAGUAAGAGAGCUGGGGCUCCAGUAGACCCUAUCUUCUGGCCCCUAAAACUAGGCUGGGCUCUCCUGACAACCACCUGAGGUCACUGUCUAUGGUCAGAGGGGAGAGAGAGCCACCAAGACCUGUGAGGUGUGGGCUGCGGCUGACGGUUGGGGGGGGGGGGGCCUGACUUCAGACUGCUUCGUGGGAUAGAGGUAGAGUAGGAAGAGCAACCGGUUCUUACCGGCCUUGCCCUCAGCAGAUCUAGGACUGGGCCUCGGUCUCUCUCUGCUUGAAAUCCAUGCCGAAUUCCCUCGCUGGUGGCCAGUUCCCCAACCCUACUCUGGAUGCGAUUGACCUGGCGGACCGGAAUCCGAGAAAUGCAGGGACCUCCCCUUCUAUCCCAGGCUUGGAGGAGGCAGGCCCAGAUCCCUGGGCCUUCCCUCAGCUGAAGAACACUGGCCAAAUGAAAGAGGUCAGCAUGGCCAGCAGGCUUCGCAUGGUGGUCAUCGGCUUCCUCAAGGCAUGCGGACUCCUGGGAAGCCUCUACUUUUUCAUCUGCUCCCUGGACAUCCUCAGCUCUGCCUUCCAGCUGCUAGGCAGCAAAAUGGCUGGAGACAUUUUCAAGGACAAUGCGGUACUAUCCAACCCUGUGGCUGGCUUGGUCAUUGGUGUGCUGGUCACAGUCCUUGUGCAGAGCUCCAGCACAUCUUCCUCUAUCGUGGUCAGCAUGGUGGCCUCAAAGUUGCUGACUGUCCAGGCAUCGGUGCCUAUCAUCAUGGGCGUCAACGUGGGCACUUCCAUCACCAGCACCCUGGUUUCAAUGGCGCAGUCAGGGGACCGGGAUGAGUUCCAGAGGGCCUUCAGCGGCUCCGCUGUGCAUGGUAUCUUCAACUGGCUCACAGUGUUGGUAUUGCUGCCACUGGAGGGCGCCACAGCAGCAUUAGAGAGGCUGAGUGAACUGGCCCUGGGUGCUGCUAGCCUGCAGCCAGGGGGGCAGGCCCCCGACAUCCUCAAGGCGCUGACGCAGCCUUUCACACACCUCAUCAUCCAGCUGGAUAGCAGCGUGAUUACUGGGAGUGCUACCAGCAACACCACUAACAGCAGCCUGAUUAAGCAAUGGUGCGGCGUCAGGGGGGAGACGGGCAGCGAUGAGGGAUGCAGCAUCUUCAGCCCUUGCACAGAGAACAGCACAGCAUCCCCAGAGGAGAACAAAGUGCCUUGCCAUCACCUGUUUGUGGGCACCGGGCUCACGGAUCUGGCUGUGGGCUUCAUCCUGCUGGCGGGCUCUCUGCUGGUGCUCUGUACCUGUCUGGUCCUCAUCGUUAAGCUGCUCAACUCUGUGCUGCAGGGCCGCAUCGCACAGGCCGUGAGAACUGUGAUCAAUGCAGACUUCCCCUUCCCCUUUGGCUGGCUCAGCGGCUACUUGGCCAUCCUUGUUGGUGCAGGCCUAACCUUCUUGCUUCAGAGCAGUAGCGUGUUCACAGCAGCCAUUGUGCCUCUCAUGGGGGUUGGAGUGAUCAACCUGGAACGGGCCUACCCCCUACUCCUGGGCUCCAACAUUGGCACCACCACCACGGCCCUGCUGGCUGCCCUGGCCAGCCCUGCAGACAGGUUGCUCUUCGCAGUGCAGGUUGCUCUCAUCCACUUCUUCUUCAACCUGGCUGGCAUACUGCUGUGGUACCUGGUGCCUGUCCUGAGACUACCCAUCCCACUGGCCAAGCGCUUUGGGGACCUGACUGCCCAGUACCGCUGGGUAGCCAUUGUCUACCUGCUGUUCGCCUUUCUGCUGCUGCCCCUGGCAGCCUUUGGACUUUCCUUGGCAGGGGGCUCGGUGCUGGCUGCAGUAGGCGGUCCUCUGGUGGGGCUGGUGCUCCUUAUCGUCCUGGUUAAUAUCCUGCAAAGACACCGGCCAUCUUGGCUGCCUCACUGUCUUCGAUCCUGGGCCUGGCUGCCUCUCUGGCUCCAUUCUCUGGAGCCCUGGGACCGCCUGGUGACUGGUUGUUGCCCCUGCAGGGCUUGCAGCAACUCCAGUAUGACCACCAAAGUGGCUAACUGCUAUGAGAACCCAGAGAUCAUAGCUUCCCAGCAGUUGUGAAAAGAGGGUACCAUAGUCCAUCUGCCCAGCUCCACCAGCUUCAGGGCGUUGGAGGCUGGAUAGACCGCCUGCUAGUCUUCCCUGGGGGCAGAGGGGAGGGGCUCAACCUGGACUUUCUAGACUCCUGUAUGCCAUUCUUUGCAAAUAAAUGACGCUGUUACCAA